AUGAUUCAAAUUAUUAUAUUAUUUUUAAUAACUCUUUUAUUGGUUGUUUAUCUUAAAUGUUUUUCACCUUUAAAAUUAUAUUGUAAAAAAAACAAAAAAAACACCAAAAAUAAUAAUAACAAAGGCACCUAUUCACACAAUACCCCAUCAACACAAUAUUCGGUUUCUUUAACAUCCUAUCUCGAGCAAAGACUACAUACACCAUCUACCUAUCCAAAUGUAGCCCAAAAUAGCCCAUCAGUUCAACAUUCGCAAUAUUAUAAGAACCAACCACAACAAAAUAUUAUGUAUUCACCUGCCCCAAAAUCAUUCAAUUCCUCACCAGUUCAACAAUCACAGUAUUAUUAUAACCAACCACAAAAAAAUUAUAUGAAUCACCUGCCCCUCAAUCAUUUAAUCACACACCAGUUCAACAAACACAAUAUCAUUAUAACCAACCACAACAAAGCUUUAUGUAUUCACAUGUACCACAAUCAUUUAAUUCCCAACCAGUUCAACAAUCAAGAUAUUAUUAUAGCCAACCUCAACAAAUGCAUAAUAGAUUCUAAUUCGCUAUAUGAUCCACUUGAUAGUCCAUUUUAUGUAGAAAAACAUCAACAACAAGGAUCAGGCUAUAGUACUACAGGUGCACCAUCAUAA
Molecule: messenger RNA, 639 nt
Organism: Dictyostelium purpureum
Lineage: Eukaryota; Evosea; Eumycetozoa; Dictyosteliales; Dictyosteliaceae
Exons: 1
Coding region: 1-639 (212 amino acids)
Source: RefSeq, a predicted model, not a curated record